AUUCAGUCUCUUCUUUUUCCAUUGCAUUGACCAAUGUUGAGCAGCGGUGCGCUUCUGCUUCGUUCUCGCGGCGCAGCAGCCGCUCGCGUGCUCACCCAGGCCACGUCCCCGUCGACGCCCGCUCAGCAGCUCCAGACUGUGUCAUCAUCACACGCAUCAGCAGCAGCGGCGGCAGUGCUUGCCCUGCGCAUGUCAGCACUGCACUUCUCGUCGUCCAGUAAUCGCGCCGCCAAGGACCAACAGGCGCCAACAGAGGCGUCGGCCACCGGCAGCAGCAGCGCGGUCAAAGCGCAGGUGCCUGGUCGCCGACGAUUGCCGCAGCUCCGCUACGAGCAACCGCGCCCAAAAGACACCAAGCGCGGCCAGCGCACCGCCCACAGGUACCUGUGGGACAAGGCCCUGGGAGAGCCCACAUGGAAGGAAGGCAUGCUUUCGCAUCUUGCGCGCGUCCCGCCGUCCGUGCGCGCCGCUGAACGGCAAGCAUAUGAGACAGCCAGCGGUGCUCCUCCGACACCCAAGGCCACGCCACAGUCGGGCCAACCUGCCAAGCCCGAGCUGACCGACGAGCAGCGCCAGCACGAGCGAUACAUGAACGUUUUCCGUCCACGAAUUGAGCCUCCGGCACCCGUUGCUCGUAAACCGCGUCAGUUCAAUGGCAUUCUGCGCUCGAUCGCAAUGGGCUACCGCAAAGUCAACCUCGUUGCUCGCCUGAUUAGCAAUCUGCCAUUGGCGGAUGCCAUCCUUCAGCUUCAAUUCAGCCCAAAGCGCGCCGCAAAGCUCCUCUUGCCCAAGAUUCGGGAAGUUGCCGUCCGCGCAGCCUUGCAGAACGUUCGGAUUGAGAACUUGUUUGUCUCGCGCUCGAUAGUCGGCAGGGCCACCCCACUGAAGCGAGUCAUUCCACAUGCUCGAGGCCGCGCCGGCUCCGCUCGCAAAUACCGCAGCCAUUACAUGUUCACUCUUGAGGUUGGGUCACCUCGCCCACCAAGGCGACAAACCAUUUUCGAGCGUCGUAUCUACCGGACCUCGCGUGUCCACUUUGCCCCCGCCAAGAAGAUUGUUUCUGGCCUUUCGAGUUAAUUGAAAACAAACAAAAAAAAACAAUCCUGGACUGUCGCGCGGUUUCGGGGGGUUUUGUUUGUUUUGCUACCAGAGAUUUCUUGGUGGUGUUGUUCGAUUGGUGAUUUCUUUUUCUCACCUUUGCACAUUCGAUCGUGGCAGGCAAUGGAAGCCUUUGUCAUCAAAAGAAAUGUUCAUAUUGACUA
Molecule: messenger RNA, 1262 nt
Organism: Capsaspora owczarzaki ATCC 30864
Lineage: Eukaryota; Filasterea; Ministeriida; Capsasporidae
Exons: 4
Coding region: 34-1077 (347 amino acids)
Biological process (GO): translation; ribosome assembly
Cellular component (GO): ribosome; mitochondrial large ribosomal subunit
Molecular function (GO): structural constituent of ribosome
Source: RefSeq, a predicted model, not a curated record